GGAGCGGGCGUUGGGGCCGCCGCGCUGGGCGCUGCCGUGGCGGCCGUGUACGUGGCUUCGCUGCCGCCGGCCGUGCCCGGGGGAGACUCGGGGGAGCUGAUCACAGCCGCAUAUGAGCUUGGAGUUGCCCAUCCUCCUGGUUACCCUUUGUUCACUCUGCUGGCCAAACUGGUAAUUGGUCUAUUCCCUUUUGGCUCCAUCGCGUACCGAGUAAAUCUCCUCUGUGCCUUACUGGGAGCAGCUGCAGCCUCGUUGCUUUUUUACACAGUUUUCAGGCUUUCUGGCUCAUAUGCUGGAGGAAUCCUUGCUGCGGGGGUGUUUUCAUUUUCUCGUCUAACAUGGCAGUGGUCCAUUGCGGCAGAGGUUUUUAGCUUAAACAAUCUGUUUGUGGGGCUGCUUCUGGCUCUUACUGUACAUUUUGAGGAGGCCUCCACUGCGGGAGAGAGAGCAAAGAUAGCUAGAGCUGGUGCCUUUUGCUGUGGGCUUAGUUUGUGCAAUCAGCACACCAUAGUGUUUUACGUGCUGUGCAUUGUACCGUGGGUUCUGUUGCAGCUUUUCAAAGAGAUGGAAUUGUCCCUAGGCCAUUUGCUGAAGUUGGGUUUCUGCUUCUUGGCUGGUUUGCUGCCUUAUCUCUAUCUGCCUGUUUCAUCCUACCUCAAUCGUGCACGAUGGACCUGGGGAGACCAGACGACUUUUAAAGGAUUUUUGACCCACUUUCUCAGAGAAGAAUAUGGGACGUUCAAUCUGGCCAAAUCUGAGACGGGAUCCAGUAUGCAAGAAAUGCUGCUCUUUCAACUGACGCACAUGAAGGCAGAGCUGUCCUGGACUGUCCAGGCCCUGGCAGUUGUUGCAUGUGUAUGUGCAGCAAUGCAGACUAAGCAGGAGAAGUCCUCAAUGAUAUGGCUGUUUACGGGCAUGCUCUGUAUUUAUUCGUUAUUCUUUGCUUGGAGAGCCAAUUUGGAUAUUACAAAACCACUGUUUAUGGGUGUGGUAGAACGUUUUUGGAUGCAAAGCAAUGCAGCCGUUGCCGUGCUAGCAGGGCUGGGGCUGGCCUCGCUUAUCUCUAUUGGAAAUACAGCGCUUGAGAACAGCCGCGUGCUGCAGUGUGUGGAGUGGCUUUCUGCUACCGCCCUUGUUACUUGUCAAAUUUAUGCCAGUUACAGCCUUUGUGACCAAAGCCGCAACGAGGUAGUCGAAAAGUUUGCAAGAAACCUUCUGUCCUCCAUGCCACCUGACGCAAUAGUCUUGCUCAGAGGAGACUUGCCAGGGAACUCCCUCCGUUACGUUCACUACUGCGAGGGAAUGCGGCCUGAUGUGACACUAGUGGAUCAAGAGAUGAUGACUUAUGAGUGGUAUCUGCCCAAGGUAGCUAAGCAUUUACCUGGCAUCUCCUUUCCUGGAAGCCGGUGGAAUCCUGUGGAAGGAACAUUACCUGAUGGAACACGCACGUUUAAUCUCCAUCAUUUUCUCAAAGUAAAUAAACAGAAGAAAGUGUUCGUCUGUAUAGGGCUUCAUGAGGGAGACUCGACCUGGAAAAAAAGCUAUUCGCUUUGGCCGUGGGGAGCCUGUGACAAAUUGGUUUCUACAAAAACUGUUUUUAACCCAGCAGAGUGGAUUAAUCUUACAAGGAGCAUCUAUAACUGGACUGAAGAUUAUGGAAGAUUUGAUGCGUCUUCAUGGGAAGCUGUCGCCAGUGAAGAGAUGUGGCAAGCCAGGAUGAAAACAGCCUUCUUCAUCUUUGACCUUGCAGAAGCAGCUAGUGUGUCAGCAGAUAUAAAAUCACAACUUUAUACGUUUGCCUACGAACUCUACAAGGAAAUUGUCAACUCGCAUAAAAAGCAUCCAGUCAAUUGGCAUAAAAACUACGCAAUCGCUUGCGAAAGGAUGUUGCGUCUGCAUCAAACAGAUGUCGACCCUGAAGAGUUGCUCUCUGAAACUGUGAAACAUUUCCUCCUCUAUACAGAAAAAACAGAGGAUGAUCCCCAGCGGGUGGACAUUUUGCAGGCUGUAAAACACCUGAAGAAAGAGCUGCAUGGGCUGAGGAAAAAGAAAAAAGAUGUGAAGCGCCAGGCUGGAUAGAACCCAUUUGACUCUCCAAGUCUGAAAAGCUAACACCGUUGAGAUUGGGAGU
This is a messenger RNA of Gavialis gangeticus (Gharial), 2131 nucleotides long. It is a transcript of the gene TMEM260, whose product is annotated as transmembrane protein 260. The transcript is spliced from 16 exons. The record is from RefSeq and is a predicted model, not a curated record. The annotation marks the transcript as partial. Lineage: Eukaryota; Metazoa; Chordata; Crocodylia; Gavialidae.